UUUUUUUUUCCUUCUACAACCGAGUGGUUUAAGGUAAGUGGAACUGUCCACGUUUAAUUAGCUUGUUGUGUCCGUGUGAGGUUAAGUUGCUGAGAAGGACGAGGCAGUAAGCCGUCCCCCUCCCACCUCUACCUCCUCCUUCUCCUCCAGCACGCCUUUAUAAAUGAAAAAAACGCAAGUUUGACCAAUUUGUGCUGCACAAUCUGACAUUUUCAGUGUGUGAAGGAUGCUGUGAUUGCAUCCUGAGAUGCUGACUCUGACAGCCAUCUAUCUAUAAGUGACUCAAUGGAAGCUUCUUCAGGUUAGACAAUCCUGCAGUUUUCUUUUUUGCAAAGGAUAUUUUUUCUUAUAUUAUUUUUUGGUGAAUUUUGGAUCAUAUCUCCCCACCAUGCGCGCCUCCUCUCCGGCAUGGCUCUGUGUCCUGCUGCUCCUCCUGUCUCUGCAGCUCCAGGCUCUGGGAGCUCAUCGACACAGGUUAUCCAGAAUCUACAAUUCCCCAAAACCGUCUCAUCCCAACGUUUUACCCACGGCGUCUGACCUCUCUCUAUCUGUGGGCGACCGACUCCUGCAGGAAGGUUCACGGAUCCUCUGGAGGGCCCCGCCGCACCAGGAACCGUCGCUUCACCUGAACCAGAAUGGACUUUCGGAGGCAAAGAUGUGGCAGCGGGGACUGAGAGGCCGUCGCCAUGCCAACGGCAGUAAUGGGAGGGGUCACAUGAUGAGGGUGGGGUGCGUCCUCGGCACCUGUCAGGUGCAGAACCUCAGCCAUCGACUCUACCAGCUGAUUGGACAGAGCGGGAAGGAAGACUCCUCCCCCAUCAAUCCACGCAGUCCUCACAGCUACGGAUAAGGUCACUCCGCCACGACUCCCAAAACUUCAACAUCCACUGUUUAAAGAGUAAUGCAGAUAGAUCCCUGUUUUUAAGAAAAAAUACUUCAUAUAUCACAAUAAAUGGGUGAAAUGUGUCAACAUCACAUUAGAAAAUAAAACCGUUCGAGAUGUGUGAAGAGGUAAUAGAAGUUAGUGAACUUGUGCAAUAUGAAAGUUAUCCAGGAUGACCAAUGGAGGGUUCUUAUUAACCACCUUUCUUUGCUUAGACGUUUAUGUUUGACAAAAACGUUCCCAUUUUUGUCCCUCAAGACUUAACGCUCGAGAAAAAAAUAUGUUUGACUUCUUGGAAUUUUUAAUUCAAGUAAAUCUGCUGCAGCAGGAUGCUUUUAUUUUGAAAGGAACUGUGACAGAAAUGAAAGAGUUUUAUAUAUAGAAAAAUAUUAAACAGUUAUAAUUCAAUUAUAUUCAGUGUAAAUAGGUGACAGCUACAUUUAUAAAUGCAGAAAAAGCUAAAUUGUAUAAAUGAAUUGCUAAAAACGUAAAUAAAACUUUUUUCUUAAAGGAAAAGUCGGAAUUUUCAGCUCUCGCUGAUUAACCUAAAUAUCUGUUUUAGUGUUAAAGGUCGCAGCUGAACACUGUGAUUACUCCACCCUGUGCAUUCCCUCCCAGUUUACCUCUGUUUCUAUUUUUGCAAGAUAAUACAAAUGCAAAAAUAUGCUGGAACUCAUUUGAAAGUGCCUCCUUUCUAUCCGACAGCCAUUAAAUGACAUUUUCUUUUGCCAGAACUGCGACUAAAUUAUAUUUAUUUUGAAAAAAGGAAGGAAGGAUGAGUGCAAGAAACAUACGUGUUAGAUUACAUGGACACUCCAGCCUACCUGAGGUCUGCUGUCAUCACUGUGCUGAUCUGACCUUAGCUCAAGGAUAAUCUCUCACAAGCCCAUUCAUCUGCCCCUGCUUCGAGUGGCUCUGGGACAGGCAGAAAGCAGGAAUAGUCGAGUCAGGCCGGGACAAGCACUCGCCUAAAAACACUAGUGUGCGCACAAGCCAGCCAAAAUAACUACUAACCUUAAUCCAUGAGCUGUCUGCGCCUCAACACAGCGGCUUUGACGUCCUGAACCACAAGGAAUGAAUGGAGUGCUUUUUAUUGCAUAAAUACUAACUGUAGUUACAAUUUUCUGUUUGUAACUAAACCAUUUCUGGAUCAUUUUGCUUUAUUAUAUACGGGAGGUUAUUGCUAAAAAGCACUUUAUUGUUCCGUACAUUUAGAAUGGCUUUCAUAAAAAACAUAUUUUUAAAGCAUUUUUUAUGUUAUUAGAUUCUGUAUUAUUGUUUCAUGCUUAAUGUGCCCUUUUGUAAAGCUUAUUUUCUCUCCUGUCGUUUGCUUUUAUUGUAGCUAUUUGUAAUAAAACCGUUUUUUCCAUCAGCUGUUAUCGUGACCUUUUAUAUUAUUGCCUACAUUUGUGAUUUUUGGAUGGAAAUAUAGCAUUUUGUGCUGCCAACUAGAAAAAUAAAGAACAAAAAAUUGAUUAUUGUGUCUUAGACAAAACUGUCUUCCUUCGAAGACAUCAAAAACGCCUUUAAGUUUGAAUGUUCUCUCUAUAAAGAAUUGAAAAUCAUUUCUAAAAUUGAAUAUUUGUAUGAAUACUUUCUGCUCUGGGAAGGCUGCAUUGAGUUAUUGAUCUGUAGCUGCGUCACGAG
This is a messenger RNA of Oryzias melastigma (Indian medaka), 2530 nucleotides long. RefSeq names its product adrenomedullin 2b (gene adm2b). The record is from RefSeq and is a predicted model, not a curated record. Gene Ontology annotation, biological process: adenylate cyclase-activating G protein-coupled receptor signaling pathway; regulation of systemic arterial blood pressure; positive regulation of heart rate. The coding region runs from base 389 to 850 and encodes 153 amino acids. The transcript has 2 exons. Gene Ontology annotation, molecular function: hormone activity. NCBI's taxonomy places the organism in Eukaryota, Metazoa, Chordata, Actinopteri, Beloniformes, Adrianichthyidae. Gene Ontology annotation, cellular component: extracellular region.